AUGGUUGGACAAAGCAAAGAUGAACCUGAAGACUUGGUGGAAUUUAGCGUGCAUGGAAAACUAUUAUCUUACACAAGAAAGUCUUUGAAUUUAUUUGAUGCAGAGAACAAAAUUAGAUUAUGGGCUAUAUGGAUGAUUGAGUGGAUGUAUAUAUAAGUUAAUUUGAUAUUUAGCUGGUUUGAUAGAUUCAUCAUAACGGUCAUUUUAUUAAACUCAAUUUUAUUGGCCACAUAAGACUACAGUUGGAGGGAGACGAAUUCAGAAGCACCAAGUAGCUGGACUGACAGUUUCGAAUAUAUAUUUACUGCAAUCUUCAUUAUAGAGUUCCUUUUGAAAAUGAUAGCAAUGGGAUUUAUGCUAGAUAAGCAAACAUACUUAAGAGACGGUUGGAAUUUUAUCGAUUUUAUUGUUGUAAUAACAGGAAUCAUCUCACUUUUCAUUUCUGCUAGAGUGUCAGCAAUUCGAAUUGUAAGAAUAAUGAGGCCACUUAGAUCUAUAAACUCAUUGAAAGAGAUGAAAGUCCUAAUCAUUACUUUAUUAGAUUCCUUGCCUGCUUUGGGUAAUGUGGUUAUAUUUUUACUAUUUAUCAUAAUCCUCUUUGGGAUAUUGGGAUUAUAAAUAUUUAUGGGAGCUUUGGAAAAUAGAUGCAGAGAAACUGAAUAUCCAGAUGGGAAUAUUUGGAAAGCUUCGAAUUAUACAAAAUUAUGUUAGGAUUCUUCAAAUUGUCCUGCAGGAACAUAUUGUGGGAAUCCAAAUACUUAUAAUCUGCCUUAAUAAGAAUCAGAUGACGAGAACUUUAAUUACGGCUAUACGAAUUUCAAUAAUAUUAUUUCAGCUACAUUUACCAUAUUUUAAGCUUUAACAACAGAGGGUUGGACAGUGUUGAUUUUUAUUUAUUAGGAGGCCUUGUCUACAGCUAUAGUGUACAUAUAUUUCUUGUUACUCAUUUUCUUGGGAUCCUUCUUUGUUGUAAACUUAAUAUUAGCUGUUAUUAACGAUAGUUUUAUAGCUACUUAAAUGAGAGCCAGUCUGAAAAAUUCUCAGACUUCUGCUUCAUCUAUUCAUUAGGAAGAGCAAGAUGAAGAGAUAGAAUAAAAUGAAGACGCAGAACAUCAAGUUGCUUUGACAGGCAAUUUGAAUAAUGGAGAUUAGACAUAAAACAAUUAAUUCAACCCUGAAUAAUAAAUAAGGGAACCUAUUGCAUAGAAUAUUAAUGAAACUAAUGCCUUCAAAAAUUAAGAAAAUCAAAAUACUGGUGAAUAAUAAUAAUAAAUUUCUAAGAGCAAUACUAUUGAAUAAAUUCAAUAGGUUCACAGAUCUUCAUCAAAAUAAAGAUGUCUUAAGAUAUAACCAACAAAGUUUAAGUAAUUCCAGUAGUUUUUAAUAGUUAUUAUAGAAACAAAGUACUUUUUGGCGUUUAUAACUUCCAUUAUCAUUUUAAAUACAAUAACUUUGUCUUUAGACAGAUAUCCUAUUUCCAAAACUGAAAGCGAGAUCUUAGAUGUAGCUAAUUAGAUAUUCACUGUAAUAUUCACAAUAGAAAUGACUUUGAAACUAAUUGCAUUCGAUACUAGUUACUUGAAGGAUUCAAUGAAUAUUUUUGAUGCCGUGAUCGUCAUUUUAUCCUUGAUAGAAUGGAUUCUUAGAAGUUUCUCAGCCAUCUAAGCUUUUAGAACACUAAGAUUAUUUAGAUUAUUUAAAUUAGCACGUACAUGGAGUAGUUUUAGAAAAUUGUUAUAGGCUAUUGCAGCUACAGUGGGUGGCAUUGCUUAUUUUAUUAUUCUAUUAUUGUUAUUUAUGUCUGUUGCAGCACUUUUAGGUAUGGAAUUAUUUGCUUACAAAACACCAUAUAGAUAUAACUUUAAUAACUAUUUGUCUUCAAUGUUGGUUGUUUUCAUGCUUCUGACUAAUGAAGCUUGGAAUACAAUAGCCUAUACAUUUAUGUAUGAUUUGGGAUCUGUGUAUCCAGUUAUUUACUUUGUGAUAGUAAUAAUAUUUGGAAAUUUCAUACUGUUAAAGUUGUUCAUAGCUAUUUUGAUAAAUAAUUUUCAUGAAGCCAAUAUCGAUUAAAGCUAGUCUAUUGAAGACAAUCGGAAUCUUCUAUCAAGUAGACAUGAUUAGUCGAUGAAUGAUAAUCAAUAGACUAUUAAAAUGAAUCAGGUGUCACCAGAAUAGAUUUAGCAAUCCUUUUAAGUUAUCAAAUCUGCAUCAAAUUAAUAAACAAAUAAUAAUUCUGCUACUCGAUUUAAGAAUUUAUCAUAAUAAUUCAUGGCAUCUACAAUCAUUUUGAAUAGUACAAUUAAUUAAUCUUUGCUUGAAGGAGUAUCUCUAUAUAUAUUUCCACCUUAAAGCAAAAUCAGACUAUAGAUUAACAAAUUAAUAAAUUAAAAGUAUUUUGAGUUCUUUAUUCUAACAAUUAUCAUUAUCUCAAGUAUUUUGCUAGCUUUAGAUGAUCCACUCUCAUCAGCGAAUAAUGUAACUCUGAACGUGAUUGAUGAAAUAAUUACAGCCUUAUUUAUUUGUGAAGCUUUAUUAAAAAUAAUUAGUAAGGGUUUUAUAAUUAAUGGGCCCGAUAGUUACAUCAGAUCUCCAGGCAAUAUAUUAGAUCUCGUUGUUAUUAUUUUUUCAUCUUUAGCCUUUGAUUAAAGUCAAGCAUAAACAUUUUCAAAGAUUAAAAUAUUAAGAGUCAUUAGAGUAUUAAGGCCACUUAGAUUGAUAGUCAGAAAUGAGGAUUUAAAAAUGUCAAUAAAUGCUUUGUUCAAUAGUUUAUCCCAAAUGAUGAACAUUGCUUUGGUUUGCCUAAUAUUCUUCUUAUUAUUCGGAAUAUUUGGAGUAACCUAAUUUAAAGGAGCAUAUUACUACUGUGAUAUAUCUGAAGUCAAUGAUAAAUUAGAAUGUUUUGACUAAGGGGGAUCAUGGCAAAAUAAGAAUUUCAAUUUUGAUAAUGUAUUGAAUGCUAUGAUUACUUUAUUUGUCAUAUCGACAACUGAAGGAUGGAUUAAUUUAAUGUCUGAUGGAAUUGAUAGUAGAGGCAUUAAUCUUAAUCCAAAAGAAAACAAUGCAUAUGGAUGGGCAUUAUAUUUUGUAUUUUUUAUAAUUGUUGGUUCAUUUUUCAUAAUUAACUUAUUCGCAGGAGUUAUAGUUGAAGCUUUUUAGAGUGAGAAAGAACGGUUAAGUUAGAUGAAAGAUUUGACUAAGUAGGAAUUAGAAUGGUAUGAAAUUUAACAAAAGAUUUAUUCAAGUGUGCCAAUAGAGAAAUUCAAAAUCUCAAAACACAAAAUGAUAAGAUGGCUCAAUGAAAUCAUAUCAUCAAAUCCCUUUGAGAUAUUUAUUUUGAGUGUAAUCAUUCUCAAUACUUGUGUUAUGAUGAUUUAAUAUUUAAGAUCUCCUUAAGAAUUAACAGAUGCUAUUUAAAGCUUGAAUUGGAUAUUUUUGGCCAUCUUCUCUAUAGAGGCAAUUUUAAAAUUAAUAGUAUAUAGAAAAUUUUACUUCAGUUCAGGGUGGAAUGUUUUCGAUUUCACAGUUGUGCUUUUAACAAUUCUCGGUGUAAUCUUAGAGUAAAGUAAUGUCCUAAGCAAUGUUGGUACAGCCACAUCUAUUCUUAGAACUUUCAGAAUAUUUAGAGUGUUGAGACUCAUUAAGAGUGCUAAAAACUUAAGAAUUAUAUUUGGAACAUUUCUAAUAACUCUACCUGGAUUGGUGAGUGUUGGUGGUUUAUUAGGGAUAAUGUUGUUUAUUUUUGCUAUUAUUUUUAUGAAUUUAUUUCCAUAUGUGAAAAGAGGUGAGGGAGUUACAGAAAAUUCAAAUUUCAGUUCAUUUGGAGUAAGCCUAUUUACAUUGUUUAAAUGUUCAACUGGAGAAGAUUGGAAUUUAGUAAUGAUGGAUACUGCUAGGACUGCAUAACCAAAUGAUAUUUGCUUUGAUUUUAAUGAUUAUGCUAAUUAUGCUGAAUAUGGCUUUAUGGGUUGUGGAAACGUAGGUGGUAUAUUAUUAAUGAUUAUCUUCAUGAUCAUAGUUUCAUUGAUUAUGUUGAAUCUAUUCGUUGCUAUCAUCAUUGAAGGAUUCUAAAAUACUAGCAAAGAAGAAAAUGCUCCUGUUAAGAAGUUAGAUGUUGAGAACUUCCAACAGUUAUGGAAAGAUUACGAUAAAAAUGCUACUGGGUUUAUACAGUGCAAAUAUUUCACCUAAUUUAUGAUGGCAUUACCUUAACCAUUGGGAUGGUCGAAAUUGAAAUAUUCAGCAGCCCAACAACGAUUGCAUAUGGCUCAAUUGAAUUUACCUGUAUAUAAUCUGAAUGGCAAGAAUAUGUAUUUUUAUUAUCAAGCUCUCAUUUGUGCGGCUCAAGACUUUUUGGAAUCAAGUGGGUUUAUAUCCAACUUUGAAAUCUCUAAGGAUAUUGUUAAAUUAAAACUGUAGCCAUUAAUGGAAAAAGCAUUUUCGAAGGUUUCAAAUUUAGAAACAGAAUUUGACAGUGGUUAAUAUAUGGCUGCUGUUCUAAUUUAAUAGAAUACAAGAAGGAAAUUUUAAAGAUUAAAGAAAUCUAAAAGUUCAGCUGUCAUAGCUUAGUAUACUAAUGAUGACGAAGUCUAAUAAUUUGUUGCUUGA
Paramecium tetraurelia is the source of this 4605-nucleotide messenger RNA. RefSeq lists its product as uncharacterized. Lineage: Eukaryota; Ciliophora; Oligohymenophorea; Peniculida; Parameciidae. Gene Ontology annotation, biological process: monoatomic ion transport; transmembrane transport. Gene Ontology annotation, cellular component: voltage-gated sodium channel complex; plasma membrane. The transcript has 7 exons. Gene Ontology annotation, molecular function: calcium ion binding; voltage-gated sodium channel activity. The record is from RefSeq and is a predicted model, not a curated record.